AUGCACGUCCAACUGUGUCUCAUCGCCUGUGUUUCGGUGUUCGGUACUAAUGCCGCCUCGGUGAGAGGUCGGUUUCGAAGAGAUACCUCGGACCAGCAGGCGAUCCAGCUCCCGGACGGCGCUCAGCUCGUGGUCGGCGAUAUCCGGUCAACUUUCAACUGCGAAGGAAACCGGUACGGCUAUUACGCGGACAUGGACAACAACUGUAUGAUCUUCCACAUCUGCAACCCAGUUCAGCAGGAAGGACGCGAAAGUGUUCUGCAAUACUCAUUCUAUUGCGGGAACCAGACCGUCUUCGAUCAGCUCUCCAUGACGUGUGCCUUCCCAGACGAUGCGAUCCCGUGUGAGAAUUCGGUAGACUUUUUCUACUUGAACGAUAAUUUGGGAAUCGAAGACGCUCCUCUCCAUACAUCGCAAGAUAUCGAGAAGAAGGAAGCCUUCGUGCUCGCCGCUCGGGCUCCUAGACCGACGACCGAGGUCACCACGACGCCGUGGACGACACCGCGACCUCAGAAUGUUCGAGCUCAAACGCCGCCAUACGGAAAACGUAACCAGAAGCCCCAUUACGAAGCGUCUCCGAGUCUGUCUUUGGAUACGAGAGUGAAGGUUUAGAUAGUUUGUGAAUUCGAGAGGUCCCGAUCGGAGACAGCAGCCACCGGAUACGUGAAAAGGCAGCUAUAGGUAUCGAAAGCAAACGAGAAGAAACAGGGUGCUGCUUGCGAGAGAAUCGGAGACUCAAGGAGUAGAAAAAGAUUCGUUAAAUAAAGGAGACCU
This is a messenger RNA of Galendromus occidentalis (western predatory mite), 774 nucleotides long. RefSeq lists its product as uncharacterized. Gene Ontology annotation, cellular component: extracellular region. Gene Ontology annotation, molecular function: chitin binding. The record is from RefSeq and is a predicted model, not a curated record. The transcript has 2 exons. NCBI's taxonomy places the organism in Eukaryota, Metazoa, Arthropoda, Arachnida, Mesostigmata, Phytoseiidae. The coding region runs from base 1 to 612 and encodes 203 amino acids.